CUUGGUUGCGAAUAAGGAAGGCUUGGUUAGUGAUAUGGGGGAAUGGGAAGGAGAUAGGUGGCAAUGGAAUCUAGUUUGGAGAAGGGGGCGAAUGGGGCGAGAAAAGGAUGAGGAGGAGGCUUUGUGGGGGGUAGUGGAUUGUGUACACUUAAAGAAAGGUAGGGAGGACGUUUGGACUUGGAAACAUGACCCAGGAGGAAAAUAUUCGGUUCGGACAGCUUAUGAAUUUUUAUCUCCUGAGGAGCAUCUUCUGGAUACCCAAUACUGCAGGCUUAUUUGGUGCAAGCUAGUGCCUUUGAAAGUUAGUUUUUUUGGGUGGAGGUUACUUCUUGAUUGGUUGCCAACAAAAUGGAACUUACAAAAAAGGGGUGCGACGUUGCAGCAAGAGGGAUUUUUUUGUGGUUUGUGUCAUGAGGGGAUGGAGGAGGUAGAUUAUUUAUUUUGUACUUGCAGGGAAGCUUGGUUAGUUUGGGUUAAGGUGCUAAAUUGGUGGGGCAUUGAAAUUGUCAUGUUGAAUACAGUUAGGGGAGUGGUAGAUUUUUUCUUGUUUGAUUUGGGUAGAAUUAUAGGGAAGGAGUUGGGUGCAUGUGUUUUUCUAGUUGUUGCAUGGUAUCUUUGGUAUUGGAGGAAUGCUUGUGUAUUUAAGAAUUAUGGGAGCUUGCAGGAGUGUUUGUUGGAUAAGGUACAAAUGAAGUCUUUCUUUUGGAUUAAAAAUAAGGUGGAUGGAUGUGCUUUUUCUUUGUAUGAGUGGCAGAUGAAUCCAAUUGAGUGUGCCUUAGCUAUUAAAAGGCAUAAGAGGCUGUUGAAGAGCUUCCAAAAGUAGCAGCAACGUAUAAUAUGAGUUCUUCAUGUAGGCAUUCAUGAGAUGUUGUUUCUGGUCAGCUUUGCUAUUUUUGGCAGUUGGUUUGGUCUGUUAAUGCCAACAUUAGGAUUUUUCUUUGUAUAUGGGUUGGAGUACUCCUUGUACUCCCUCAAAUAAUAUAAUUAUCUUUGUUUU
This is a messenger RNA of Rubroshorea leprosula, 997 nucleotides long. The record is from the annotation of a GenBank genome assembly. NCBI's taxonomy places the organism in Eukaryota, Viridiplantae, Streptophyta, Magnoliopsida, Malvales, Dipterocarpaceae.